UUUACGCUGAUCCUGCGCUUUGCCUUGCAAAAUAUCAUUUUGUUUAGCUCUGACAACUUUUCUGAACACGAACACUGUUGGAGUCUAAAUGACAAACCCAAUUCAACAAUGACUGGUCAACAUCUGUGCACAAAGACAACCCUGAUCUUUUCAUUUAGGAGUUGAUGGUAAACUCUAUCAUUCUUUAACAUCUUCAGUCCCAUAAACAUGAUAUUUUCAUGGCAGGAUGAUUUAUUACGGUCGUGUUUGCAGCUUGAUUUCGUUUCUUUUUUAAUAACCGUGACCACGUAACAUUUGUGUAACAGAACCAUUUGGAGUCCCAUAAAUGGAAGAGAAACCGUGACGCACAACAGGUCCCCAAAAAAGCCCAACUCCUGUGCUGCACCUACGCAACUCCUCUCCAUUUAAACCCAUCUGGAGGAGGGGGUGAAGGACCACAACCUGCCUGCUCCGGUCAGCGUUCAGCCUGCGGCAGCGAGCGGCCAGAUGAAGACGGACGGAGCCACGCAGACGUUCAGCGGCAGGAAGCAGAGCCUGAUAGAGGAUGCUCGCAGGGAGCGAAGCGGCGGUCCGGCGUGCUCCUCGGGACCGACCAGGAUUGGAGACGAGUGUGUGUUCCAGGAGAAGGAUGGAAGAGUCACCAUAAAUGUUCUGUUUGCCCUCAGCAAUGAGAAAAACUCUGGGUUCUUCCAAACAGGGAAAAUAUUUGAGACGUUUGAAGCGAAACUUCUUCACAUAGAAAGCCGGAUGAGGAAGAAGUCCAAAGAUGACCUGCCUGAGCUGGAGUUCUUCAUGAGGUGUGAAGUUCAGAGGGCUGAUCUGGACGUGUUCAUCAGCUCGCUGAAGCGGGUGGCUGGUGAUGUUCGCUCCAUGCCCGAGGAAAAGCUUCCCUGGUUUCCCCGACGAAUGAAAGACCUCGACAGAUGCAACAUGUUGAUAACCAAAUUUGAUCCCGACUUGGACCACGAUCAUCCCGGAUACGACGACUCUGAAUACAGAAAAAGACGCGCUGAAAUCUCUGAGCUUGCCUUCACAUACAAACAAGGUGACCCACUGCCCACAGUGGAGUACACAGCAGAGGAGAUUUCAACAUGGAGGCAGAUUUACCAGCAGCUGAGGAGCAUUUAUCCCACCUCGGCCUGCAGCCAGUUCCUGGACAGCCUGCAGCAGCUGGAGGACGAGUGUGGUUAUGGAGAGGCUCGAAUCCCCCAGCUCAGAGACGUCUCCGCCUUCCUAAAAGAGAAAACUGGUUUCCAGCUGCGUCCCGCCGCCGGCCUGCUGUCGGCCAGGGACUUCCUCGCCAGCUUGGCCUUCAGGGUGUUCCAGUGCACACAGUACAUCCGUCACUCGUCGUCGCCCAUGCACUCCCCCGAGCCCGACUGCUGCCACGAACUGCUCGGCCACAUUCCCAUGCUGGCAGAUAAAGAGUUUGCACAGUUUUCUCAGGAGAUUGGACUUGCCUCACUGGGUGCAUCAGAUGAUGACAUUGAGAAACUCUCAACGCUAUACUGGUUCACGGUGGAGUUUGGCCUCUGUAAGCAGAACGGAGAGGUGAAAGCUUACGGCGCCGGACUCCUCUCCUCCUACGGAGAACUGGUUUACGCCCUGUCCAACAAACCAGAGCACAAGCCUUUCAACCCUGAGGAGACGGCGGUGCAGCCGUACCAGGACCAGACCUACCAGCCGGUUUACUUUGUGUCUGAAAGCUUCGAGGAAGCAAAGCUGAAGCUGAGGAAAUACUCUGCAAACAUCAAGCGUCCCUUUGCAGUUCGCUACGACCCCUUUACCUGCAGCAUGGAGGUUCUGGACCACCCCAGCAAGGUCCAGAGAGCUCUGAGUCAGAUGAGACAGGACCUGAAGACUCUUCAAAACGCUUUGGAGAAGCUCAGCUCGUCCUAAAACCUGGACCAGAGCUUCUGCAGCAAUCAGAGAAGAAGAGACCGACUGGCCUUAGAACAGAUCCAUCA
Molecule: messenger RNA, 1967 nt
Organism: Nothobranchius furzeri (turquoise killifish)
Lineage: Eukaryota; Metazoa; Chordata; Actinopteri; Cyprinodontiformes; Nothobranchiidae
Gene: th2
Product: tyrosine hydroxylase 2
Biological process (GO): dopamine biosynthetic process from tyrosine
Cellular component (GO): cytoplasm; perikaryon; axon
Molecular function (GO): tyrosine 3-monooxygenase activity; iron ion binding
Source: RefSeq, a predicted model, not a curated record